GGUGUUACCUUCCCCACAAGCUCUUUCUUGGUUAUUGUUUGAGCUGUUGUUUCGUGCAAUUCGUGUCUUGUUCGAUGUCAUUUGGUAUCAUAGCUAGCAAGAUGUUGCCUCAGGGAGGGUUUUGCUUGAUUAAUUCAUUAGGAUGGAGGUGGCGGUUUCCUCCCUUGUUGUCCUAGGUAAAGCUGGACGUUAUUUCUAUGAGAAGAUCGUGCUAAUGUUGAAGAGCUAGAUGCUCUUUAUUUGUGAAAUUAGGCUCAUAAUUCCUCUGGGUGGUGGAAUUCGACAAUUCAGCCGAAAAGAGCGGAGUUAUGCUGUCCUGAAGCUAGCCUAGAUAGGGAUAACUUUGAUAUCAGUCCGACUUCUUAUCCUCUUCCCUCCGUUUGUUAGUCCAGCAUCAACAAUUGAAGUCCAAGUACCGCCAUUUUUGCUUCCACACUAGCCGUAAGAGUUCAACAACAUUUCUUGUUGGCUUGUACUAGUAGUUCCAACCGUUCUCCUCUCUUUCAUCUUCCAGCCUUCGAUAUCCUGUACUUAAUAGUGUGUACGUAUUAGAGAUUCUUCCCCAAAAGAUAAACCUGCAUGGAUCUGCCCGUGUCGCGCCCUUCGACCACGCGGCCCGUGGCCUGCAUUGGUCCGACCAAAUCCCCCACCCUGUGCUCAUCUCGUUUACGUGUCCUGCACUCAUGCCAGACCGCUUGUACAUGCCCAAUCGCGUCUCGACAGUGCAGGAAUCCCUUCCAAGAAAGCCUGGGGGCUGCCGUUCUUCUUCCAGCUAUCAAGACACCUGUGACCAACCUAUUCCAGCCACUAAUAACAAAAUUCCUGGUUCUUGGUCCAGAAAUCAACAACUAAACAAAGCAAGAUGUGGCCUAGUCGGAAUCCACAUAAACCAGUGCAAAAUUUGGUGGUUGACGAAUUUCAAAGAGAAAUUCAACCGCUUCAACAAAGGUUAGCAAGAUUAUAGCAAAGAAAAGUUGGGGAACGUCAAGAAGAGGAAGAAUACAUUAGCUUUUUCAUCAAAAUUUGUCGAGUAAUGAAGAGGCAAGAAGGCGACAUCAGAACCACGCUAGGCGAGGAUUAUGAGAUUAUGGAGAUUAUGGGAUGAUGGAGAAAUCAAGAUUAAUAUAUUUGAUUUUGAUUAGAUCCCUUCUUCCUAUGAAGACAUGUUUGAAGACUCACCCUGUAAGUCUUCAUCCACACCCUCAAUCGAGUCCAUCUUCAAUGGAUUUAAAGGUCAAUUGUAGAAAUCGUCGUCUAUGGAUGUCUAUAAUGAGCUUGUGUUUGAUGACAACAUAUUUGUUGAAGUUCUUGGUCUUGAUAAGCCCGUGUAUGAUGAAAACAUUUUCGGUGGAGUUCUUUGUCUUGAUAAGCCUGCAUAUGAUGAUGACAUGAGCAAGCUGGGUGCAUUGCUGGAGUUAUUCAUUCAUAUCAUUCUUGAUAAGGCAACAAAUAUGCUCACCUUCAUUGAUAGCAAAAUUGGUAUAACCAAAUCUGAUCUUGUCAACAUCCUUGGUACCAUUGCGCGUUCCAGCACAAAGGAGUUCAUGGAGGCGCUAGUUGGUGGUGCUGAUGUUAGCAUGGUUGAUCAGUUUUUUGUUGGGUUCGAUUCAUACUUUGAAGAUGCUGUUUAAAGGAGCUAAUAAAGAAGCAUUCUGAGUUUAUCAGCUGUCCCAUUUUUCUCUGGAUUGAGAAGACUACUAAGAAGAAGAUUUCUGAUGAUGAGGAUAAGAAAAAAAAGAAAAAAAAAGCAAGAUUCUUAAGUUCAUCAGCAAGUUUCAUCGACUUAAACUUCUACCAAAGUCUCUCCUAGACGGGGAGAAUGACAUCGGGUGGACCUAUCCAAACCGGUUCAACCAAUCAAACCCACCUCCUUUCUAUUGUUAUAUGUUACUUCUUCCUCUUGUUAGUUUUCUUUAAUGUUUGCCUCCAAAGGGAUCCUUGAGGUAGCCUUACUCUAUAAAUAGAGGGUUUAUCUCCUCUGUUGUAGGCAUAUUAGACAGUUGAUAAAUGUUUUCAAAUUAUGUUUUUGUGGGUUCUAUAUCCGGGGUAGAUCAGGUGGUGUUUCCCUCCCAAAAAGCUUGUUCUUGGUUAUUGUUCGAGUUGCCAUUUGCCGCAGUUCAUGCCUUGUUCGAUGUCACGCCCUCUCUCAUUCCCAUAGCCAUCGAUACUGCUAGUCGCCGUCCUAGUUGCUUCUACCUAGUACCCACCACAGCUUCAGCUGUCAACCUGUCACACUAAUGUUUGGCAUUGUCGAUGCUGUUGUCUGCACCUGUGCCACCUUUCACCUAUUUUCCCUUCCUCCUCUCACUUUUACUCUCUUUCUAUUUCCCAUACUCUCUCUAUCUCUCUCCUCUCUUCCACUCUCUUUCUCUAACUCCCUCUUUCUCUUUCCACUAUCUGCU
This is a messenger RNA of Dendrobium catenatum, 2402 nucleotides long. RefSeq names its product heat shock protein 81-1-like. The transcript has a single exon. Gene Ontology annotation, biological process: cellular response to heat; protein folding; protein stabilization. The coding region runs from base 1257 to 1631 and encodes 124 amino acids. Gene Ontology annotation, molecular function: ATP binding; ATP-dependent protein folding chaperone; ATP hydrolysis activity. Gene Ontology annotation, cellular component: plasma membrane; protein-containing complex; cytosol. The record is from RefSeq and is a predicted model, not a curated record. NCBI's taxonomy places the organism in Eukaryota, Viridiplantae, Streptophyta, Magnoliopsida, Asparagales, Orchidaceae.